UAGCAUUUUCAAAUAAGAUGCACAUGGGAUAGGAACAGAAACUAAAGAACUGAAUGAAAAAAGGGUAACAGAUAACUACUCUUCAUUUACUAGGAGCUUCAUUCAGGUGCUGAUAUGCAUCCACUCUUGUUCAGGAGUGGAUUCUUGUUCUUGUUAAGGAGCCCCGGUGGCGAAGUGUGUUAAAGCACUGAGCUGCUGAACUUGCAGACUGAAAGGUCCCAGGUUCAAACCCCGGGAGCCGCAGGAGCGGCUGCUGUUAACUCCAGCUUCUGCCAACCUAGCAGUUCGAAAACAUGCCAAUGUGAAUGGAUCAAUAGGUACCACUCCGGCGGGAAGUUAACGGCGCUCCUUGCAGUCAUGCCGGCCAUAUGACCUUGGAGGUGUCUAUGGACAACGCUGGCUCUUCGGCUUAGAAAUGGAGAUGAGCACCAACCCCCAGAGUCGGACAUGACUGGACUUAACGUCAGGGGAAAACCUUUACCUUUUUACCUCGUUUACUAAUUUGGGUUCAGAACUUCAGCCCACCAGCCAAAUUACUUGAAAUCUCUGGACUAUGUGCAUUUAUUGAAAACAUUUUAUCAUAUCCUACUCCAUCUCAGUGUGAUAGUUAAAAUAACAUUUCUAAUAUGAUAGAAUUAAAAUUAAUUUUGCACUGCCCUGAGACUUCUGGCAGCUUGAGAGGUGAUACAUUUAUAAAUACAAGGUUUGUAAACUCUAUGGAGAACCUCCAAAAUGGCAUGAGGAAGAAACAACCUACGUUCCAAAGUACCGGGGGUGCCUCUUCAUUAGCCUCACCCCUCUGUACCUGUGGCCCAGCAGCCCAUAGAGCCAGUGAAAGGGGAUUAAAGGAAACCAAGCCACAUUGUCUAUGAAAGGGUGAAUUUCACCCAACUGCAUUUGCCUAGACUAGCAGGGUCAGUAUCUGUUUUGUAGAAAUCAAAAAGAAGAUAGCAAGGGGAUAAAGAAGUGUCCAGUUUUGCUCCAGAAGCAUUGAGUUUCAUAUGUUGAACAUGAAACAUGCUAUUUUAGGUAGCAUUAACAAGCAUGGUUACCAAGUCAAGGGAAGUAAUAACCCCAUGAUACUCUGCACAGUCAGACCUCUGCAGUACUGCAUUCAGUUCUGGAUGCUUUUUUUUUUUUUAGGAUACACUAGAUGCAGUCUGAUCUGGGAAGCAGUACUUGCAUGGGAGACCACGAAUGGAUAAAUGGUGCUGUAGGCUAUAUUUUUCAGAGAAAAGAAUGAUUUAGCAUUAUAUACAAUGGAGAUUGAGCACCCACAGUAUGUAGCCUCCAUGGAGGUCCCGGAACCAAGCCCCAGUGGAUACUGAGGGCCCACUGUAUUCUUUGCCAGAGGCUGGACCUACACUACCAUAUAAUCCAGUUCAAAGACGAUAAUCUGAAUUCAGAAACUGGAUUAUAUGACUGUAGAUGGGACAUAAGAAAGCAUGAAACUUGGAGCACUAUAAGAGUACAGCUGACUUGGGAGUCUCCCACACAGUGGAUAGUAGCAGCCAAAAAAAGGAGAUAUUGGUUCUUUGAAGGGAGCCGAGCCCCUGAGCCUAUAAGGCCUUGGAGCAGGUCUAUUACCAGGUUGCCUUGAGGUGCAUCUACACUGAAGAAUGAAUGCAGUUCGGUGCUUCAUCUGUGGUUUGGUGCUGUGGGAUCCUGGGAGCUGAACUUCAAGGUCUUCAGCCUUCUCUGCAAGAAUGCUGAGGCGUCCCCACACCACAAAUCCCAGGAUUUCAUAGAAUUAAGCAAAGGCAGUUAAAGUGGUGCCAAACUGCAUUAAUUAUACAGUGUAGCUGCAUCCUUGGGAGUGCUUUUUGUAUUUACCAGGUGGCUGUAAAUCGAAACCGCCUUGACAACGUAAGAAGAAAUUCUGCUAGAGCCUUAUUGAGGCUGCCCAGUGAGGCCCCAUCUAUACUGACCAUAUAAUGCAGUUUCUGAAUGCAAGAUUAGCUGCUUUAAACUGGAUUAUAUGGCAGUGUAGAUGGGGCCUGAGAAAAGGGCCCUGAACUAAGACACGUCUGGUUUGCUGUGUGUUUUCUGGGCUGUAUGGCCAUGUUCCAGAAGCAUUCUCUCCUGACGUUUCACCCACAUCUAUGGCAGGCAUCCUCACAGGUUGUGAGGUAUGUUGGAAACUACUCAAGUGGGGUUUAUAUAUCUGUGGAAAUUCCAGGGUUGAAGAAAGAACUUUUGUCUGUUGGAGGCAGGCGUGAAUGUUGCAAUUGGCCACCUUGAUUAGCAUUGAAUCGCCUUUCAGUUUCAAGGCCUGGAUGCUUCCUGCCUGGGGGAAUCCUUUGUUGGGAAGUGUUAGCUGGCCCUGAUUGAUUCAUGUCUGGAUUUCCCGUUUUCAGAGUAUUCUUUAUUUACUGUCCUGAUUUUAGAGCUUUUUAAAUACAGGUAGCCAGAUUUUGUUCAUUUUCAUGGUUUCCUCCUUUCUGUUGAAAUUGUCCACAUGCUUGUGGAUUUCAGUGGCUUCUGUGUGUAGUCUGACAUGGUGAUUGUUCGAGUGGUCCAGCAUUUCUGUGUUCUCAAAAUGCUGUAACCAGGUUGGUUCCUCAAGUGCUCAGCUAUGGUUGAGCUAGUCUGCAGUGCCUUUCAUGUUCUUUAAUUCCUUGAUGGGGUCUGGGAAAAGGGCUCCGAACAAAGACACGUCUGCUUUUCAAAAAGCGCUCUCCCAAAGGAGAAAGAUAAAAAAAAAGACCUCCUACAAUGAUCUCGGGAGAAGACAGCAGGCCAAAUAGGGGACAUUGAACGCAACGGAAGAGUGAUGUAGAGAAUCAACUUCCAGUUAACGGAAGUGGGCCGCCAUUCCGUACGUUGCGCGGAGCCGCUCUAUCUCUUGCCUACUCAGUGGUGACCUCUCCCCCUCCCUUAUGGUGGAAACUGAGUCCCCUUUCUUACCGGAAGUGCCCUUACGCUUGGUGGCGCAGCUCCGCCCCCUUCUCUCUCCGUUGAGUCUGUCAGGGAGGGAAGGAGGCAGGGAGGCGCUGCUCGUUCCAGCCGGCUUAGAAACAUGCCUUCGCUUAGAACUGAGGGUUUUGGACAGUAUGCCAAACUUGCUGAGAGAAAACUACGUUCCCCCUUUGAAUUCAGACCGGAACAACUGAAGUAUCUUCACUUGCACUAUUUUGUAUACACCAAGGAAUGUAGCUGACCAUUUCUUUCUUGAAGACUUUUGCCUCAAUAAAUCCAGCUAUGGCAAGGAAUUGCUCUGGAUGCAAGGAGAAGAGGCCUGCCCACAGUUUAUGUACUAGCUGUAACAAAUGGCUGUGCAGUUUGUGUACAGAGGAACACAGGCACAACAAAGAACCAGAAGAGCAUUUCUCGCCGAUUCCACUGAAAGGGUGUUCAGGAGCUGAUGGGGAAACAAGUGAAUUUCCUUUGUUUUGCCCAAUGCACAGUCAAGAGGCACUCAAACUGUUUUGUGAGACCUGUGAUGUCCUUACUUGCCGCUGCUGCCUUCUGAUAGAGCACAAAGAACACAGGUUCAGGCAUCUUCAUGAAGCUUUGCAAAACCAAAGAGCCAUCCUGGAAAAUGUCACGGCUAAAGUGGAAGAGAAGAAAAAUGGAGUUCAGGUCUCGGCCAAGCAGAUUGAAGACAGAUUGUUUGAAGUAAAACAUCUGCAAAGAAAAGUAGAAAACCAGAUAAAAAUGGCCAAGAUGGUCCUGAUCAGUGAAAUAAAUAAGCGAGCAAAUGUUCUCCUAGAACAGCUAGAGAGGAUCUCCAGCGAAAGGAAGCAGAAACUAGAACAACAGCUUCAGGGCGUCAUGAUUCUAAACAGGCAAUUUGAACAUGUGCAAAACUUUCUCAGUUGGGCAGUGUGCAGUAAAAAUAAUGUUCCAUUCCUCUUCAGUAAGGAACUGAUUGUGUUUCAGAUUCAACGUUUGGUAGAAACAAAUUCUAACGCAGACAUGGGCCCUCCUUGGAAGGUCAGAUUCACAUGGGACCCAUCUUUCUGGACUAAACAACUCUCUAAUUUAGGCCAUUUGUCAAUGGAGGGAGAGCCAAACCAUCACUCAGAGGGAUCAGCAUAUGGAAGUGUGCAAGGGAUAUCACCUUAUUUGUAUCAUCACAACCAAGGACAGCAUUCCCCAGCACCACAUCAGAACUCUCUCAAUAACCAGUCACACCAAUUCCACCCUCCUGUUCACUGCCCAACACCCAUGUGCUGCAGCCAUUGCCUUAAUAUUCCACACUUAAGUAAAGGGCAGCUCCCCCAUCAAACCAUGAGUAACCCUCAAUCUUUCCGACAACCUCCUGAAAUGCAGCACCACCAGCAGCAGCAUUUCCCUUUGCAGUAUAACCUGCAGCAGGCUGACCGAGAGCAGCGGUGUACUUUGCGACCCUUAAAGACAUUGCAACCCUGCACAGAACAGAAAUUUCACCAUGAGCACGAUAGCGAAUUGGUCAGGAUGGGGAAGCAUCCCCAAGACCAACCAGUGCCCCAUGCUGGCCACAACCUUUAUAAUUUUCCAUCACGGGAUGAUCAGCAAGGCCGAGCUAGCCAUGCCCCACAGUUGACGGCACCAUCUGCAGUGCAUAAUCCAAUGGUGCAAGUUCAGCUCGGUCCAUUACAGAAACCAAAGAUGAAUCAGUCACAGCAGCAACAGCUGCAGCAGCAGGAACCACUGCUACCCCCCCAAGAGCUGUCCCCACAGCAGUCAUCUCCUUCGGGUCCCAAUGGGAAGGCUCGUGAUCAAGUGAUACAACAGAAUUUGGACAUCAUGCACCAUCAGUUUGAACUAGAGGAAAUGAAGAAAGAUUUGGAGCUUCUUCUCCAAGCUCAGCAACCAAGCCUUCAGCUGAACCAAGCCAAGCAGCCCCAGCAUGUUCAGCAAACAAUUGUUGGACAGAUAAACUACAUUGUGAGACAGCCCACUGCAGUUCAGCAACAAAGUCAGGAGGAAGCAAAAGUUAGUGAAGAUUCUGUUGAGCCAGAAGCCUCAAGCCCAGCACUCCCCUUUGACAGAAAUAUAAUUCCAUUUAAGUCCCAGCCAUUAGAGGAAACUAUUGUCAGUAUUCACUCUCCAGAGAGUACUUUGAAUUCAGCCAGAAAGCAACCAGCUUCCUUGAACAUUGUAGGCUUUCCAAAUGCUGUAGAUAUGGAUUUGUCUUCUGCAAGGGUUUCCAAGUCAUCUGGUCCUCAGGCAAAAGAAAUCUCCAGUAUAACAUCCUGCCAGUCCCAGAAUAUGCCAGUUACUUCUGAUGUGCCACCUAAAAUUGUUCCUAAUUAUAGCUUGGAUUUGGAUAGGAAUAAAAAUGACCUGGUCACUAACAAUAUUGACCACAUAGCAACUGGUGGAAUGCCCCUGCUGAGCACAGUGUGCAAGCUGGAAAGUGAAGACUUUGGUUCUGCAAGUUUCAGUCUUGGAAGCAACUCUGUCACUCCACCAGAGUCAAAAGACAUGUUAGCUCUUCCUAUUCACAAUAUUCUGGAAGAACCUAUUAAUCUUUCAGUAAAGAAGACUCAGCCAUGUGUCUCUCCUUCCAUACAUGUCAGCAACACUGAUUGUAUGCAGUCACCUAAUUCAACUCCAAAACAUAGUGAAGAUUACCAUAACUGUGAGGAGAAACAUUUUGAAAUGGAAGAUAAAAGUAACCAGAGCAGCAGAACUUGCGCAAGAGAGAUGAAAGUCCCUUACGUGAGAUUGGAACGACUGAAAAUACACACAUCAGAUUCUGGAGAGCUUCCAGUAUUUAAACUGCAGCCACAAAAGAAUGAACAUGACGGGACUUUCCUACUUAUAAUUGAAUGUGGUACUCAGUCUUCAAGCAUGGCUAUAAAGAUCAAUCACGGAAAUUCACCUGUAAGGCCGAAUCCUGUGUCUGACAAUUUGGAAGAGAGAAGGAUUCUUGCAAGCCAACCUGAGCAAAUGUCACUUCCUUCUGUAGCUCACAGGCUCAGUAACAAUGUGAAAAAAUCAGUGCUUUCUGAGGAAGAUCAUCCCAUUGAGAAUGAGGACUUUUGUGCUGUGUGUCUGAAUGGAGGAGAACUAUUGUGCUGUGAUUACUGCCCAAAGGUGUUUCAUCUCUUAUGCCAUGUUCCUGCUUUGCUUAGCUUUCCUGUAGGUGAAUGGGUGUGCACACUUUGUAGCAACGUGGAGAAACCAGAGGUAGAAUAUGACUGCGAAAACGCACGUUUCAGCUAUAGUAACACGCUCAUGCCAGCAAGAGAAAUGUAUGGUCUUAAUGACUACGACCAAAAGAAGUGUGAGAAACUGGUGCUUUCACUAUUCUGCAAUAACCUGAGUCUUCCAUUCCAUGAACCAGUCAGUCCUCUGGCUCGGCAUUAUUAUCAGAUCAUCAAAAGGCCCAUGGACUUAUCCUCCAUCCGGAAAAAGCUCCAGAAAAAGAACAAAUUGCAUUACUCCACCCCCGAGGAGCUUGUAGCAGAUGUGCGUCUUAUGUUCUGGAACUGUGCAACAUUCAACUAUCCUGAUUCAGAAGUUGCUGAAGCUGGACGAUGCCUGGAAAUAUUCUUUGAAAGCAAACUAAAGGAGAUUUAUCCAGAAAAACAGUUCUCAUUGGUACAGCAAGAUGAUUCUGAUUCAGAUGACGUGGAGCCUGACACAAACCAAGUGGCUGCCAAAGGAUUCCAGUGGCCUUCCUAUAGACCAGAGUGCAUUCAGCCAAAAAGAAGGCGACGGCAUGCUGAAAGUGAAAAAACUAAAAGACCAAUGUUUUGGCCAGCUAAAGGCCUUUCUCAAGUGUGACCUCCUGAGUGAUGUUUACAGUGCCAUGAAGAACAAAAUCAAAGAAUAGACUGUAUAAAAGCUGAUCAAAAUGUCACUGAGAAGUUUCACUUGGACUGCACUCUAGUGGUUGACCAACAUCAUUUCUAGACUCUUUGGGGGUAUGUUUUCAGCAUAAUGUAAAUUCAGUGGCUAGUCUCCCAGCUAUCUCUUUUAUCUAAUAAGUUGUAUUCACAUUAAUAUUUUAGCCAUAUGCAAUAGUGUUUAAUAAAAAUAGGGCAAUUGUUAUACUGUUCUUAAAAUUAUGUUAUACAUUCUCACAUUACAUAUCAUAGCUAACAGUAGUCUUCUGGCAAUCUUACCAUUUCAGGGCACCAAAGACUCCACCAUGUUUAUACUGGAUUAAAGUCAGGAGCCAUUUUACCAUAGAGUGCCCAUCUUCUUCUGUAUUGAAUAAAACUUGUUCUAUGCUUUUCUGGUAUGAAAAAUGCACUUAGUAUUGUAUUUCUUAUCCUUGUAAUGUUAUCUUGCUAACAGUGUGACAACAUAAAAUCCCAUUCCUGGGCUUCAGUUGAAGCAGUGACUGUGGCAUCAGAAGCUGUAUGCCACUUCUUUGUUACCUAUUUAUAAGACCAGAUGAUGUUAGGAGAAAUAAAGUGAGAUAUCUGGAAUGCUAAUCUUUAAUUCUAGAGAGAAAAUGUGAAGUUGUCGGUUCUCAUGCAUGGAGAGUGACUACUAGUAGUGAACUGGUGCAACCAUCAUUUGCAAUAUGUGGCUUUAAUGAAAUCUGGCACUAGUAGCUUGUUCAAUACCCAGUUCAGCUCCUCAUAGUCUUUUAUUUAAGUUUACUUUAAAAUAGUGGCCAAGGCAGUUCUGGAAGGUGCCAUUUUUAUGGGCUUUAUGGACAUUUUCACCCUCUCACUUGUUUGGUACAGUGCCAGAUAUUAUGUUAGUGGAGACUGGAUAUGAUUGCAAUAUACUUAGGUGCUUUCUUUUUGUGUUCCCUAGCUUUCAUAGGCUCUUUAAAAUGAGUGUUGUCUUCAGACCUCACAAAGGAAGUGAUUUCUCUGUAAAUUUACUUUCUCUGUAGAUUUGCUGUAAAUUGAAGAGAGCUCUUUAUGACUUUAUUGAAUAUGGUAUCAAUGGAUGUCAUAAUUUAGCAAUACCUGAAUAUUUUUCUUCAUGUUGCCAAUGUUAAUAUUGUUCGACAUAAAUACUGUAGAAAAUUGUGGUCUCUUUUCAUAUUAUAUAAUAAACCACUAAAAACAUUGUAAA
Molecule: messenger RNA, 7974 nt
Organism: Anolis carolinensis (green anole)
Lineage: Eukaryota; Metazoa; Chordata; Lepidosauria; Squamata; Anolidae
Gene: trim66
Product: tripartite motif containing 66
Exons: 20
Coding region: 3202-6720 (1172 amino acids)
Cellular component (GO): chromatin
Molecular function (GO): zinc ion binding; protein binding
Source: RefSeq, a predicted model, not a curated record